Carassius gibelio (silver crucian carp) is the source of this 6652-nucleotide messenger RNA. Its product is annotated as activity-regulated cytoskeleton-associated protein-like. Gene Ontology annotation, molecular function: mRNA binding. Gene Ontology annotation, biological process: modulation of chemical synaptic transmission; positive regulation of AMPA receptor activity. The record is from RefSeq and is a predicted model, not a curated record. The transcript has 2 exons. Lineage: Eukaryota; Metazoa; Chordata; Actinopteri; Cypriniformes; Cyprinidae. Bases 1621 to 2586 code for a protein of 321 amino acids.
UGACAGAUCCUUCAGGGUGUCUUGGAGGGGUGAUUUCUAAGUCACAACACCUUGCUACUUGGGUUCCUCAAGGCUCAGUACUUGGACCACUUCUCUUCUCCAUCUACACGACGUCAUUAGGAUCUGUCAUUCAGAAGCAUGGCUUUUCUUAUCACUGCUAUGCUGAUGACACCCAACUCUACUUCUCAUUCCAGCCAGAUGACCCGACGGUAGCUGCUUGCAUUACAGCCUGUAUGAGUGACAUUUCUAGCUGGAUGAAUGACCAUCACCUUGUAACGGCCUUUAGAGCAGCUAUUUUGGUUUUUGAACAAUAGUACCACUACCAUGCUCUAGGGGGCUCUCCAGACGAUUCUUUUUUUGGAUAAAAGGCAGGAAGAAGUAGAGUAGGAGUAUUGUUUGGUUGGAGAGAAGCAUGGCCUUCUUCUGCUAACCUUAUGUAUAGAGUCUGGGUUGAGAAACUGUGGUUUUAAGCUCAUCCAAAAGGACUUCUCAUAGAUACUUCAUCUACAGAUUUAUCCUUCUUAUUCUACUUGAUGCUUCCAUCCUAUGCUGUACUGGCUCUUAAUGGACACGAAUUAGUCAUGCCAGUAUCAUCAUUUGAUGACUUGGAUCAACUGAGAUUUGAGAUGGUUGAGGGUUACAAGGACACCAUUAUUGCAAUGUAAGCUGAAUUGAAGCCUGGAUUGACUGAAGUUAGAAUCUGAAAUGAACUACUGGACUUUUUUGCUAAUUUCUUGUCUGACAAAUCCACUUUCUUCAUCUGCAUUUGUGGUAUGGACAAUGACCAGAUAUGUUUGUUACCAUUUAUCCUUUUUCACUAUGUCAACUCAGAAACCAUGCAUGCAUAUCUUCAAUUGUUGAUUCACUGUUUUGAUGGUUUUGUGGGACAUAUUUAAUAUAAACAUUUAUGCAAUUACUUAGGUGUUUGUACUUGGUUUGUGUUUCUGAGUCUGGUUAAUUCCAUAAUAGUCGAUGAAGUCCUCCCUUAUAAAUUUAUUUGUGAUGAGUCCUUCUGAGAGUUCUCGGUUGGAAGGUUACAAAAUGGUGCCCGAACAGGGACUCUAAGACUAUUUGGCCAGACUUCCAGAAUUCCAAACCCUAAGAAAAACACUAAAAGAAAGAGAAAAAAAAAUUAAGUCCUUUAUUUUUGCAAUAUACAUUCAGUCUAUCAUGGAUGGGGAUAUAGUCACUUCCCAAACAGAUUUCACAGCAGGGUCCUUUCAUUCUCGAAGAGAGCCAAUAAGAGACCUGAUUACCACUUUUAGUGAUUUAUAUAUUAACUCUGAUGAAGAGAGUGAGAGAGCUGAAGAUAAUGAUCCAGAUGAAGAGCUCCAUUUUCCACCACCACCACCCCAAUUGACCGUUGAAUCUGAUGAUCAAUCACCGGCUGUAAACUCUAUGCUAAAUGCACGGGUCACCUCUUUAGAAGCACACUUAAUGGAUCUAGAGAAGGGGGUAAGUGAAAAAGUUUUGUUGGUGGAGUUGGAGAAACAAUGCAGGAAGCUGGAGGAUAAGAUAUUGUAUCUGGUGCAACGCGAAUGUGAAAGGGUCAAACAACAGCUGGAGAUGUUUGACUGUUUAAAGAGAAGAGAUCGGCAAUUGGAUCAUUAGUUUCAAGCCAUGAUACCUCCUUCAUCUACACUGAUUGUUACAAGCCAGAACCCUCUAGCUAACAUCCAAUGUGCAAAACCCAGCCACUCUACCUAUAUUGAGCAAUCUGUUCAAGGCAACCAGUCUUCAUUACAAUACAAUCCUCCAGUAAAAAUUGAAUUCCCUAGUUUCUCUAAUUCCCAAGAAGAUGAUCCUGUUGUGUCCAUAGAACAGUGUGAGGAGUAUUUUGCUGUACGUCCUUUGAAUGAAGAAGAGAUUUUAGCCUCGCUUACAGCUGUGCUAAAAGGAACUGCCAAGGAUUGGUGGAGGGCUGAGCGAAGAAAAGUGAGCAACUGGAAACAGUUUAAGCAAAGAUUCCGGAGUUCUUUUUUAAGAGAAGUCCACAAGGAGAUAGCAGCUAGGAAGUUACUGGAAAGAAAGCAAGGUGUUAAGGAGAGCAUCCAGGAUUUUUCUUUUCAUUACCGAGCUUUAUGCCUGAGAUGGAGAAAAGAAAUGACGGAAAAGGAGAUAGUUCAAGCAAUUCUAAGGAACCGCAAUCCCCGACCUGCUAGCCUGUUAAAAGGGACUAUCAAAGAUGUUGAGGAGCUGGUUCGGAUAGGAACUCAAAUCGAGCGUGAUUUUGAUGAGUCUAAGAAGUUCUGGUGUCAAGCUAAUUGUGAGGAGCAGAGGAAGAAAAUGGCCGCUGCCGAGCGUCAACGAAAAUUCCCCUAUGCAAGUAAUCAAGUGAUGCAAGCCUGCCAGGAACCAGUAUCACUACAAAAUGAUAAGAACAUCGCCAUUCCAAUAUUCCUACAAGGCAGGUAUGUUGUUUCCAUUAUUGAUACAGGAAGUACCCUCUCGUUGAUCAAAGAGUCCUUAUGGAAACAGUUGUGCUGGCAAGAACCGUAUCAGUCAAGCGAAGGCCAAUCUUUUCUGUUGGCAAAUGGACAAAGACAAACUGCAGUGGGAAAGGUUAAUUGGAAAUCUGAAGUGUAAGAACGAGUAGUGCCUUUGUCCCUUUACAUCAUGCGGGAUGUUGAUCUGACUGUACCGAUUAUCCUAGGCAUUGAUUUUCUACUUGAGAGCAGGAUGAUACUAGAUUUUAGUAAGGCUCAGUACAGCUUACCCACUGAAGAAGGAACUGAUGAAGCAAACUUUUUUCCCUUCCUUCAUCACAAUGUGUAUCCUUCACUGCACUUUUACCUAGCAAUACCUUUUUCUGGUGGCAAUUACAAAUCCAGACAGCAAAUACAAAAACUUGCCCAAGCAGCAGACACUGAAACCCAUGUGAAGAAACAGUUGGAAGAAUUGUUGUUAAGCUGGCCGUCAGUGUGUACCCAGGAGAUUGGGCGGACUAGUAUAGUGAAGCACCAUAUUAUAACUAGGGAUGAGGUACCAGUGAGAUGGCGUGCUUACCGGGUUUCUAGAGAAAAACAACAGUUUAUUGAGUCAGAAAUACAGGAGCUUCUAAAACGGAGAGUUAUCCAACCAUCCACCUCUCCUUGGGCUGCUCCUGUAGUUGUCGUUCCGAAAAAGGAUGGUGGCUCCAGAUUCUGCAUUGAUUAUAGAAGUCUAAAACUCACUUAGACGCCUAUCGUAUGCCUCAAAUUCAAGAUAUCCUCGAGUCAUUGCAUGGAGCAAAAGAAUUUAGCACUAUCGACGUUAAGAGUGGCUACUGGCAACUGGAGAUGGAGUCAGGCAGUAAGCAGAAGACUGCGUUCAUAACAUCAACAGGGUUAUAUGAAUUCUUGUGUCUUCCUUUUGGGCUGACAAAUACUGCAGCUUCAUUUCAGAGAUUAAUGGAACAUGUGCUAUGAUAAAUCAAAGGAAAAUGUUGCAUGGUGUACAUCGACGAUAUUUCUUGUGUAUUCCAAAUCCAUCUCUGAACAUCUUCAACAUCUGCAUCAAGUUCUUGCAUGUCUCCACAAAGCUGGCCUCACUCUCAACCUAAAGAAAUGCCACCUUAUUCAGAAUUCCAUAAGGUUUCUUGGGCAUGUCGUAUCGGAAAAAGGAGUGACGACAGACCCAACUAAGGUUGCUGCAGUAAAGACUUUUCCAGUACCACAAAAUGUCAAAGAUGUGCAAAGAUUUUUGGGAUUAGCAGGCUGGUAUCACAGGUUCAUACCCCAGUUUUCAGAGAAAGCUGCUCCCUUGCACUUUGCACUUGAAACAAAAGAAUGUCAAGUGGUCUUGGGAUGAUCAAUGUCAAAAGGCAUUUGACAUUCUCAAGCAAGACUUGGUAAAAGCACCUGUAUUGGUAACCCCCGAUUUCACUAAACCUUUUCAUGUUCAGACUGAUGCCAGUGACAUUGGUCUAAGAGCAGUGAUCACUCAAGAGAUGGAAGUAGAGGAAUAUGUCAUUGCAUAUGCCUCUCGCUUACUCAGAGGAGCUGAGAAGGCAUACUCUGUCUCAGUAAAAGAAUGUCUAGCUGUGGUAUGGGCGGUGGAAAAGUGGAGACCAUACUUGGAAGGAAGUCCAUUUGAAGUUAUAACGGAUCAUGCUGCCUUAACAUGGGCCUUUCAACAUCCGAAACCAUCAUCACGAUAUAUUCGUUGGACAAUUCGUUUGCAAGGCUUCUAUUUUACGGUGAGGUACAGAAGAGGGCAGUGUAACGUAGUUCCAGAUAUGUUGUCUCGAAACCAAGUACCCAUUAACCCAUCUGACUCACUUUUUCUUACCACCGUUGCCAACACCACUGCUCAAUGAUGUUAUUUGACAGUAGACCUUACUCAAAUUGCAGCAUCACAAAGCAGUGACAGUGAAAUUCAAGAGCUGAGAUCUAAAGCUGCAAAGCACCCAUUAGUGGAUGUUACUCGAGUGCAGUAUGUGAUAGAAAACGACUUACUGUUUCAUAGUGUUCCUGAUAGUAGGCCAGAAGCUCCAGCUGGUUAUACCUGAACUCCAUCGACAAGUGUUCUUACACUAUGCACACGACAAUCCUCUUAGCGGGCACUUGGGAAAGUUAAAAACUCUACUAAGACUGUUGGAGACUGUAUAUUGGCCCAGUAUUAGAGGGGAUGUAUGGAAGUAUUGUAAGAACUGCCACACCUGCCAAAAAUUCAAACCUUUUGAAGCCGUCUGGUCUAUUACAAAGCACCCAAAUUGUAGAACCAGGAUACAUGCUUGGGAUUGAUCUCAUGGGUCAUUUCCCUAGGAGUAGCAAGCAAAAUGAAUAUUUGCUUGUGGUGGUGGAUUAUUGCUCAAAGUGGGUAGACCGCCAAGGCACCUAAUAUUGCCAAAAUACUGAUAGAGGAAAUCUUUACUAGAUGGGGAACUCCUGCAUAUCUAGUGUCAGAUAGAGGAACACAAUUUACCUCUCAGUUAAUUAAUUCAGUGUGCAAACAAUGGGGAGUUGUGCAAAAGUUAACUGCUUAUCACCCCCAGACAAACCUCACUGAACGAGUAAACAGGAAUCUUAAGAUGAAGUUCUCGGUUGGAAGGUUACAACCUUCAGCUUAACCUUACGAAGACAGAACUACUGGUGAUUCCAGCUAACCCAUUGCUUCAUCACAACUUCUCUAUACAGCUGGGUUCAUCAACCAUUACUCCUUCCAGGACAGCGAGAAACCUAGGAGUUGUGAUGGAUCAUCAGUUAAGCUUCACAGACCACAUUGCUACAACGACCCGGUCCUGCAGGUUUGCCUUAUACAACAUUAGGAAGAUUAGACCCUUCCUGUCAGAGCAAGCCACCCAACUUCUUGUCCAAGCUCUUGUUCUCUCCAGACUGGACUAUUGUAAUGCUCUCCUGGCUCUUCCUGCAUGUACUGUCAAGCCUCUGCAAUUGAUCCAGAAUGCAGCAGCGAGGGUUGUCUUCAAUGAGCCAAAAAAAGCUCACGUUACUCCUCUCCUCAUCAGGUUACACUGGCUACCAGUAGCCGCUCGCAUCAAAUUCAAGGUACUGAUGCUUGUCUACAAGACGACCACUGGCACGGCACCAACAUACCUAAACUCACUGGUUAAAUCUUAUGUGCUCUCCAGAAGUUUGCACUGUGCAAGUGAACGACACCUUGUGGUGCCAUCCCAAAGAAAUUCAAAAUCACUCUAACGAACCUUUUCCUGGACUGUGCCCAGCUGGUGGAAUAAUCUCCCAAUCUCAAUUCGUAAAAUUCUUUACUCAUUUUCAAGAAACAUCUAAAGAGUCAUCUUUUUCGACAGCACUUUUCCUUUUCUUGUCUUUUCAUUUAUAAAAAAAAAAAAAAAAAAAAAAAAAUACCUGGCUAUACGUUAUGUACUGAACUAACUGAGACAUGUCAUGGCACUUGUAUACUGUUGUUGUUCUCUUGUUGACCUGACUGCUUCUAUUGUUCUUAUUUGUAAGUCGCUUUGGAUAAAAGUGCCUGCUAAAUGAUUAAAUGUAAAUGUAAAUUAUUACUACUACCACUACUACAAUUAGUAUGGUUCAGUACCGUUUUUUUAUAUAUAUGUAUACAUAUAUAUAAAUAAAGAACUUUUUUUUUUUCAGUAUCCAUUUUAAAAACUAUCGGUUAAUUAAUCUGUAUUUUUGGCCAGAAACAGAAAACAGAAAGUUUUGAGGGGAUUCACGAAGGUCUUGACUAAUAUUCACCAAUUGUAUGGCGUUAUUUCCCUGUCAAAUGUCGAGAGCGCAUAAUUGUAGCGCGAAAGUACAUUAAAAUGAUCACAAGCGUGAAUCUCUCUGCUCGUGCGCGGAAUAUAAUGUGCGUAGCGCAAAGCUCUCUGUUCGCGUGCUGGAACUCGGCGCACGCUCUCAGAUACACGUUACUCUUGUAAGAAUUUUCUCUGGGCUAGCUCAGGUUUCUCAGUACUCUUCUCUUUUAUUUCUUUCCUCUUUGCUCUUGGCAUAAACGCUGUCAAAACGGCAACAACCAAUCAGAAAUAGACUUCAACGACUGACUGAAAACGCGACAUAGUACAUGGAAUCUUAUUGGUUGAUAUUGAACCAAUGAAAUAUAAGUGCUAUAACAAGUCUCAGUUAGGUUAACACUGUACACGAAGCAUGGGCUUUUAAAUAAUAUAAUAAAUAAAAAGAAAACCGAUAGAAUAAAAAAAAGAAUAGAGUAUGCUUUGUUCGAGGUCUUUACA